AUGGGCAAGUUACUACUGACCAGCGGGCAAGUCCAAGUCUUGCUCUCUUCGGCAUUCGUGGUAACAAUCACUUUCUUCCUGUUUCUCGCCGGCUACACGAUGCAGCAACACUCGGUGGCAAGCCUUCAAGCACAGCUCAAGCCUCGCAUACCCAUCGCUCCUGCCUUGAAAACCGCGCAACAACCUCUAUCUGGACCACACCACCCAUCACGCCUAUUCGACGCCGAACAGAAUGACCUCAUCAACAAACACAAUGCUGCCCAAGAAGCACCGACCGUAAACUGGCAGAAACUUGCGCAUGUCCAACUCGUCACGAACCACCAUGAUGUUUGCAGCGCGAUAAUGCUCUUUGGCGAUCUCGCACGCUCAAAAUCACCGGCCCGUCGCAUCCUCCUCUUUCCACAAGCUUGGGCUAUGGAGAAGCAAGCUGGGAAACACGACAUGAUUGAUCCGUACAUGGACAGCACACGUCGCCUUCUUCGCCGAGCUGCUCGACGCUUUAAUGUAGAACUUCGACCCGUCAUCCCUCCUGCUGGUCAGGAGGGUAUCUCAGUCGCAAGCCUGUGGGCCCUGACGGACCUGGCAAGAGUUAUGCUGUUGCAGACACCAGGCCUGGUGCAAGAUGUUGAAGCUUUGGAUGCCGUGUUAGCCUACACAGAGCCUGCGCCCAUGACUUUGUUGCAAGAUACAGACAACUAUCUCGAAGCCGAGGACUUGAUUCUCGCAACACCUGCAAAGGAAGCACACAGAGUGCUCACAGCAGCCGGUCUGCAGAACCUCACCUCCAUAAUCCCCAUGCUCCAUCCCUCUCACCUUGCCGUCUCCAUCAUCAUAGCCAGUAUCGCCUCUCUCCACAACGCCAUACACCCAAACAAGACCUCCUUCCUCCAAACACCCUACAUACGCUUCAACGACCCCAAGCUACCAGGCCCAGAGUGGGAAGUCGACUACUCCAGAGUAGUAGAAGCCCGUCCAAAGGACAAAGAUGCAGAUUGGCUAUGGACAAAACUAUACGGCGAGUUUGCUGGUAGAAGAUAUGAUAUCUGUGGUUUGGGCCUGGAGGUAUGGAGAGACUAA
Molecule: messenger RNA, 1077 nt
Organism: Aureobasidium subglaciale EXF-2481
Lineage: Eukaryota; Fungi; Ascomycota; Dothideomycetes; Dothideales; Saccotheciaceae
Product: glycosyltransferase family 8 protein
Exons: 2
Coding region: 1-1077 (358 amino acids)
Source: RefSeq, a predicted model, not a curated record